AUGUCAGGGACUGUGAGGACUGAGAUUCACUUCGAUACUGGAGAUAUAGAAAGCACUCCUGGAAUCCAAGCUUAUCUUGAUCUUGUAACUGGUGAUACCAAUACCGCAAAUGCCAAAAGUAGAGCAGCCCAAAUUCUCGGUCAUGAGCUAAAUGACUUUACUCCAAUCAUAGCUAUAACUUGUGCAUCUGAAGAUAGUGCAGUAAAACUCAAAAAUGUCCUAACUGCUAUCUGGUCAAUGGCAAAAGGUGCUCUUGCAAGUAAACUAGGCCCAGUUACACCAAAAUUCUCUGCAAAUGGUAUUUACACCAUAAUCACAGGAACAAUUAAUGACGAAUAUCUCCAAAAAGCAAGAGAAAUGCUUGAAAUCGCUCACAAUGUAGCAGGGGAAACAUUUGGCCACGAGCAGCACGCACAUGUUGAAUUUGAUAUUGGAAAUCAAAUUAAUACCCUCCUGGCGAGCCCUAAUAUUUUGGUAGACUUGUUCAAUGCUUUUUCAUUUACUUUGUCUCUUGAAAGCCAUCCUAAUUUAUUUAAUGAAGUGGUGAAUUAUUCAGAAGCCUGCAUUUGCAAUGAGCAAUGCAAGUUCUACUUGAGACUUUUUAAUGCUUAUAGAGGAUUCAAUAUGUCAUUGAGAUUUGGAAGCUUUGAAGAAUUAAAUGAAGAUGUGAAGUCACAGCUGGGAGCUGUUGCUAGAUUUGUGGUUCCUGAAGAUCUUAAAGCUCAGAUUCCAAAGCAAGCAACACCUAUAAUUAAGCCAAUGGCUGACCAUGGAAUUGGAGAAGUGCAUGUGCUUGUUGGUGCAGGAAGAUUGGUGGGAGAACUCAAAAUUAGAUUCCCAGGACUUUCACAGUUCUUUUUAGCUUAA
This is a messenger RNA of Blepharisma stoltei, 867 nucleotides long. Lineage: Eukaryota; Ciliophora; Heterotrichea; Heterotrichida; Blepharismidae. The record is from the annotation of a GenBank genome assembly.